Messenger RNA from Brenthis ino (lesser marbled fritillary), 909 nucleotides. NCBI's taxonomy places the organism in Eukaryota, Metazoa, Arthropoda, Insecta, Lepidoptera, Nymphalidae. The record is from the annotation of a GenBank genome assembly.
AUGCCUCAAGUUAAAGUAGAAGAAGCCGAAAGAUUUAUGGUAGAAAGCCUAGUGGCCGGCGGAGCGCCACUAUCAGAAGCGAAGGCUCACGCUGAUCUUUUAUUGCAUGCAGAUAUCGUUGGACAUUUUAGCCAUGGGAUGAAUAGACUUGAACUAUAUAUAAAUGAUAUGAAGUCCGGGGUUUGUAAUCCCGAUGUAGAGCCAGUGAUAUUGAAGGAAACAGCGGCAACUGCUUGGGUUGAUGGCUGCGAUGCAUUAGGCGCUACCGUUGGAAACUUCUGUAUGGACCUUGCGAUAAAGAAGGCCAAGGAGUGCGGGGUUGGAUGGGUUGCUGCAAAACGUUGUAAUCAUUACGGCAUGGCUGGUUAUUGGGCAUUGAAAGCUGAGAAAGAAGGUUUUAUUGGGAUGUCGUUCACUAACUCCGCUCCAAUUAUGGUACCAACGAGAUCAAAACAUAGUGCCUUAGGUACGAAUCCAAUUUCCAUGGCGGCUCCUGCGACAGACGGCGACUCAAUAGUUGUCGAUAUGGCUACAACAACCGCAGCCAUGGGAAAGGUCGAAGUGCAAAUCAGGAAAGGAGAGCCAAUACCAGAAGGCUGGGCUUUGGGCCCAGACGGCAAAACUACUACAGAUCCUCAAGUUGCGUUCGAUACAGCACGACUUAUGCCAUUAGGAGGUUUUGAGAAAACAAGUGGCUAUAAAGGCUACGGACUCAGUGCAAUGGUCGAAGUGUUUUGCAGUGGACUUUCAGGUUCCCGAGCCACUCACAAUGUACCAACAUGGUCCCAUACACAAACGGAAGCUCCAAAUCUAGGACAAUGCUUUGUAGCUGUUGAUCCAGGAUGUUUCGCCCCGGGAUUUGGUGAAAGGAUUGCUGAUUGCUUAAAUCACUGGAGGAAGUUAGAACCU